This is a messenger RNA of Trichomycterus rosablanca, 1447 nucleotides long. RefSeq names its product growth factor, augmenter of liver regeneration (ERV1 homolog, S. cerevisiae) (gene gfer). Gene Ontology annotation, molecular function: flavin adenine dinucleotide binding; flavin-dependent sulfhydryl oxidase activity. The transcript has 3 exons. Gene Ontology annotation, cellular component: mitochondrion. The coding region runs from base 6 to 590 and encodes 194 amino acids. Lineage: Eukaryota; Metazoa; Chordata; Actinopteri; Siluriformes; Trichomycteridae. The record is from RefSeq and is a predicted model, not a curated record.
UAAACAUGGCAGCGCCGUCCGGAGGGCGAUAUUCUGAAAAUAUUCCCAGUAUGGAAAGUUUCCCGUUCCCUUUACCUGGCAAGGCAUCAGGAGAAGGUCUGGGGAAAGAUCAAGCAGAGAACACACACUCGAAAAAGAAACCAUGUAGAGCAUGUUCGGAUUUUAAAUCAUGGAUGAAAGUUCAGAAGAAACAGGCGUCCUCAGUCUCAGAACAGGAAACACAAGCGGCUGGAGAUGUUGAGAAACAAGUGGAGUGUCCCCUGGACAGACAGGAACUAGGGAGGAGUUCAUGGUCUGUUCUCCACACUAUGGCAGCAUACUACCCGGAUACACCCACAACAACACAGAAACAGGAAAUGUCUCAGUUUAUUAAUCUCUUUUCAAAAUUCUUCCCUUGUGAAGAGUGUGCUGAAGACCUGAGAGCAAGACUGAAAUCAAACCAGCCAGACACAAGUAGCCGUCAUAAUUUCUCACAGUGGCUAUGCCAGCUCCAUAAUGGCAUCAAUGUCCGAUUAGGAAAACCAGAGUUUGACUGCACGCAAGUGGAUGAGCGGUGGCGAGACGGCUGGAAAGAUGGCUCAUGUGAUUGACAGCCCUAACAAUGUUGUCUGACCAUUAAGCCGUUGGUCAUAGUAAUUGUGGCCUGCUGUGUUUAGUAUGUCUUAUAAACAUGUUAUAAAUGGCAAACUAUGUAUGAUUAUAUUUUUAUGAACACAAUUAUAUUUGUAAUUUAAAGUCUGCUGAUAAGUGUAUGCACUGUGAGUUUCUUAAUGGUUAAUGAUGACAGUAAACCUAUUUACACUGUUACUGCUACCUCUUCUAAGCAUUAGUCUUGCAUACGGUACAGUUCUAAAAAAGUAAGUGAACCCUUGAAUUUAAUAACCUGUAAAUUCCCCUUCAGUAGGAAUUACCUCAACCAGAUGUUUCCUGUAGCUGCAAAUAAGAUUUGCCUAAAGGCAAGGAAGACAUUUGGACCAUCCCUCCCUUCAAAUGUGUUUCAGUUUAUCAAUAUAUCUGGGAUGGGGUCAGGACACCUAAUUGGCCAUUCAAAAACACAAAAAAUUAAAACAAUUAAGUUGAUAUACUGGUGUGCUUUGGGCCAUUAUUACCCGAUGUCUCUUCAGCUUAAGGUCAUGGACUGCUGCAUUUACAUUCUCCUGUAAAAAAUUUUUGAUAUAUCUUUAAUUUGAUCACAAGGCAGCCCCAAACCAUAAUGCUUCCACCAUGCUUCACAAUUAGGAUGACGUUUUGAUGUUGGUGUGCAGUGUACUUUUUCCUCUAAGGAUAGUAUUGUGCAUCUAUGCAUCAAAUUUUCUCCCAGAGUCAUUGUGGAACAUCUAGGUGGUCUUGCAAAAUGGGCUUUGCACAGAAGUGGCUUUCUUUGUGGUGUACUUUCAUGUCAGUUUAUGUUCACAUCAAGCAACAGAAUGGAAAUAAAUGUGAUCUA